UGUGCGUGCGUGUGUCAGUGUGUGUUUGCUGUGUGUGUGGGAGCGAGAGAGCGAAACAAGUCGGCUUUCCUUCAGCAGACUGUGAACCUGCACUGGAGGAAGAAGCCCUCUCCAGACUGAGCACCCGCGCUUCAACAGGACUCGGCAUAGAAGAGACACCUUCACUAAAAGUUACUACAUCUUCAAGGAAUCCACCUGUGAUUGUGGCCAGGGCUUGUACAGCUCCAGCUUCCAUGACGGACUCCACUGCUGGAGCUUCUCAGUGACGCCCUACGACGGGGGAGGAUGGGUGAUGGGCCCAUGAAAUUCAGUGGACGCUCUCCUCCUUAUGCCAUCCUCUCAUGGAGCAUCCUGUCACAUCAAGCCCCUCCUGGAACACUUCUUUCUCCAGGCUCCCAACAUUUCCAGCCUCACUGCAUCCAAAUAUCUCGAACGUGACCCCGAGCACAGCGAGCGUCCAAGGUGGGGUAGAUCUGAACCAGUCCCUGGUGCUAUGUGCUAUGCUCAUCAUGGAUAUGCUGGCAGUGGUGGGGAACCUGGCCGUGAUGAUUGUCAUCAUCAAAACUCUGCAGCUGCGUAAAUUUGCCUUCGUGUUCCACCUCUGUCUAGUGGACCUGCUGGCAGCGCUGGUGUUGAUGCCUAUGGGAAUGGUGUCAGACCAAAUCCUGGUGGACGAGGCACUGUGUCGGAGCUACCUCUGCUUGAGUGUGUGUCUAGUGAGUGCUGCCAUCCUCACCAUCUGUGCCAUAAACGUGGAGCGCUACUACUACAUUGUCCAUCCCAUGCGUCACGAGGUGAAGAUGACGGUGGGCGUGGUAGUGGUGGUAGUGGUAGGAAUCUGGAUUAAAGCUGUUAUCAUGUCAUUGCUGCCACUCUUGGGAUGGCUGCUCCAGGGGAGCCGGGGUCUGGGGUCUCCUUCUGUCCUCAUUCCUGGUCAGAGACACUGUUCCCUCCACUGGACGGGAGGCAGGACCAUGCGCCUGCUUUUCAUGGUCUUUUUUACAAUUAUUUAUUUCCUGUGCCCCAUGAUGAUCAUACUCGUGGUCUAUUGCAACAUGUUCAAGGUGGCACGAGUAGCAGCCAUGCAGCAUGGCCCCCUCCCCACCUGGAUGGAUAUGCCACGACAACGGACCGAGUCCAACAGCAGCCACUCCACCAUGGCAGCUAGCCUCGGAGGAACUGGUGCCCGCGGCACCCCUCAGAGGACCUUCAGUGGUGGGAAGGCUGCGGUGGUCCUGGUGGCAGUGGGAGGCCAGUUCCUCUGCUGCUGGCUGCCAUAUUUCUCCUUCCACCUCUACUCGGCCGUGGUGUCUACCUCUACCCCCUCGCUAGCCCAACUGGAGGACGUGGUCACGUGGAUUGGCUAUUUCUGCUUCACCUCCAACCCCUUUUUCUACGGCUGCCUGAACCGCCAGAUUCGCGAGGAACUGGGUCGUCACCUGGCUUGCCUCUUCAAGCGGGCUGGGCCCAGCGAAGGGCAGCAGCUGCCCAGCCGUGAGGCCUCUAUUGAGGAGAACUUUUUGCAGUUCCUUCAGGGCACAGGAUGCAAUCUGGAGCCCUGCAACUCUCACAGCAGAGCCAGCCCAGAGGAGCCAGGGACCGAGUUGGUUCAUGAAUCAGCUGUUCAGCAGAUCAUGCCAGCUGACUUCCAUAUCCCAGGGCAGAUCCUUGAGGAGACCUCAGAGUUCAUUCAGCAGCAACAGCGAAACAAUGAACUAAAUGUAUCAGAGAAGGAGAACUGCUGGAAAACUGUACCAGAGCUGUAGCUUCCUUUCAUGUACUGUCUCUUGCCAUCAAUAAUCCAAGAAACAUACUGAGUUUUAUUCACAUUUCCUCAAAUUCAUCUUUGAUGCUUAAGUUGAAAAUCCAGUGGUAUCUUCUUUGAAGAAUUUAAGUUUUAUAACUUUUAAGAGGACACAGCAGAAUAUAUUAAGUGCAUUGUCUGAUUCAUAUCCCCAAUGGCCAUGAUGCUGCAGCAUUACAUGUUUCGUGAGCAAUACAGCAUCAGGCUGUUUUCUGUAUUAUUAGCAGAUGGACAGUAAACCCUUGUGUUAACAACAAAGUGACAAAGAUCUCAUGGAGGUAAAUACGAGACUGUGACAGAGCAGAGCUUCAGGGGGAACACAGUUUUCACAGGUUAUGUAAAGCUACAAAAGCCGUUCACAGGAAAUGUGUACAAGCUAAUUUUCAGUGAAAAUGUUUUGUUUUUUUUCACUGACAAAAAUGUUGGUUCUUCAUUAGACAUAAGGCAAUAAUGUAUAUGAAAGAAUUUGUCAUGAUAAAUCAUCACUAUUCCAUCUAUUUCAUACGCACUUCUUUGUGCAUUUUCCUCCUCUAGAUUUUUUUUUGUAAAUAUGCCCUCAUUGAACUCCUUGACAAUCAAUUCAUAAUGACGCAGUGAUAUGACCGUCUCUGUUUAACAGGAUAGAUGUGACAAUACUGAUUUAACGAUGACCUAAUCAUAAAUCCUGCCCGCUUCUUCAAGGGCCCAACUUCCCCUCCAACAAAGUGUUAUUUUAUGGAACUUUCUGCUGGAAGAACAACAUGGUAAACUUAAGAAGUGGUUAAAGUCAUUAUUGUAGCUGCUGUAGACAGUAUUUUAAGGAGUUAGUUGUUGGUAAAGUAACAAAACAUAUCUGUUGAUGGUGUUAACGUUCACAGCUCCAAUAGUCUCUCCAUUUGAAAUAUUCAUUGUGUUGAACAGGAUCAUCUCACAGCUGGUGCAGCUGCUGCUGGUAUUUAUAAUAAACAGGCUGACACGCCAGUGUAUUUUUAAACAUUUUCCAGGAGCGUUAUUAUCAUGUUUAUCUGUUUUUAGUCUUGUGAUUAUCACUUCCUCACCAAAAUCACCACACAUUGCUUGACUUGUGAUUCCAGCCCCUACCGCUCGAAGGGAAAAUAUUGUGGGUGGUCUAAUUCCUAUGACACUGUUGGUGUUCAGGAUUAAUCUUUGUAAAAAACGACUACAGGACGUUCAAAGUGUCACUUUGCUGAGAGCGAGGCUGGACGUGGAUGUGGUUUUUUCGGACGCCUGGGCCCGUCCACCAUCGCCCUGUGAUGUCUGGGCUGUUUACAGGUAAACACAGGAGCAGUACGAGUGCUCUUGAGUUUGUGCUAUAAACAACCAGGCUUGUUGUGGCUACACAGCACACAGGUGUGACAAUGCUUACACAUGGCAAGCUUUGCCUUUGGCCUCAUUUAGCAACAAAUGGAAGACACUGGCAACACUUCCUCUGAUCUCAGGUGGAAUACAGUUUGCACAAGUCACACAGGCAGUGACAUAUGUUCCAAAGAAAAUUACAAGGCACAAAUCUCUUACAAAACACUUUUUUGUCUUUCUGAUCUUUCUCACUGCCUUCAUCUUUUUUGGACUGCCUCAUACAAGACUGUCGAUUUGAUCACAAGACUCUCCACACAAGGCGUACAGGGAAGGUUCAUGUUUUGCUGGGAGUCAGAACAAAAAAAGGUCCCUUUGUUAGGGGACACAGUGUUCUAAAUCUUCUUGCGAUAUGACUUUGCUGCUGACUGUUUUUCAGACGGAUCUGUCUUGUCAUCUUGCUUUGAAGUGUUUCUUUUGUGUAAAAAAUUGGUGCAGAAACAUUAGCCCCGAACUUAGUUUUAAAUAAAAUCAAGAACAAUAAGGAGCACAAGACAAAAUGACUGCCAUAAUCCUUACUGUUCUAGAGGUCAUAUCUUUUU
Messenger RNA from Paralichthys olivaceus (Japanese flounder), 3699 nucleotides. RefSeq names its product G protein-coupled receptor 61 (gene gpr61). Gene Ontology annotation, molecular function: G protein-coupled receptor activity. NCBI's taxonomy places the organism in Eukaryota, Metazoa, Chordata, Actinopteri, Pleuronectiformes, Paralichthyidae. Gene Ontology annotation, biological process: G protein-coupled receptor signaling pathway. The record is from RefSeq and is a predicted model, not a curated record. Gene Ontology annotation, cellular component: endosome; plasma membrane; signaling receptor complex.